Messenger RNA from Paralichthys olivaceus (Japanese flounder), 3146 nucleotides. The record is from RefSeq and is a predicted model, not a curated record. NCBI's taxonomy places the organism in Eukaryota, Metazoa, Chordata, Actinopteri, Pleuronectiformes, Paralichthyidae.
AAGGACCAGCUGAACCUGCAGAGUGUGGACAUCUUGUCUCUGAGGGAGAGUCUGCAGGUGGAACAGCAACGGUACAGGCAGCUGUGGGAUGACAGGGAGACAGUGGUGACCAGGCUCCACUGUCAAAUCAGGCAGCUGCAGCAGGGCCGAGAUGACUACUACACCAAGAAUCAGGAGCUCCAGAGCAAGUUGCAGGAGUGUCAGAAGAGGAUGGAUGAACUGGAGGCGGAGCUUCAGAGGGCCAACAACAAAGUGUGCCACACCGGUCACCUCCUCAACCAGACGACCAUCAAGCUGAGCAACAGUGAGAGCACCCAGCAGCAGAUGAGCUUCCUGAACAAGCAGCUGCUGCUCCUCGGGGAGGCACAUAAGCUGUCCAUGCAGGAGUUACACCACAGCGGCGGCGAUAAUACAAAGGAGGCCCAGAUGCUGCAGGCAUCUUACCGGAAAGAGGUGGAGAUGCUGAGGCAGAGUUUGCUGGUUCAGGGUCAGAAGCUGGAGGCGGCGCAACAGAGAGUCGGCGAGCUGGAGACGCACCUCUCCAAGAAGGAACACCUCAUCGCCGAGCAGAAGAAGUUCCUCGAGGAUGUGAAAUGUCAAGCAAAGGCGGAGCUGCAGGCCUCAGACAGCAGACAUCAGGCUCAGAGGAGAAUCACUCAGCUGCUGCAGACCGAACUCCUGCAGCUCUACAGCCGAGUGGAGAUGGAAGCUCCAGCCAGUACUGCUGCCAGCUCGCCACCAGGGGGCAGAGCUGACCCACACACUCUUGUUGACACCAGUGUCCUGGUGCCAGAUGGACCAACUAAAAGUCACACAAACGAGGAGGCGGCCAGUAAAACACUGCACGACUCCCCUCGGGGCAACGGCAGCACUUUAUCGCCAGGGCAACCAAAGGCGAACAACUCUUCCAAGUCAUCAGCCAACUCCAUCAAUGGCAGCCAGGACCUGGCCCCGCCCCUGCUGGUGGAGCCCUUGCUGUCCUGUCCUCACGUCAACACGCUUGCACCCCUGCCCCCCGCCGACGCGCCUCUCACUGUGGGCUCCUACCCCAGUGCCAAGAGCUUCCUGGGCAUGAGGGCGCGCGAGCUGUUCCGCAACAAGAGCGAGAGCCAGUGCGACGAGGAGCAGCCGCCGCCUCCGCGCCUUGCGGGCCUUGCCCACGGUCUGAAGACUGAGCUGUGUGUGGAGCCACCCUGCCCAGAUUAUAUUGCCCCUGUCAAUCCCGCACCCUCCCCCAUUCCAACUCCUCCGCCAAUGCCAGCUCCUGCCACCCCGCUCACAGUGCCCACCGUGCCCACCAAGCAGCCCCCAUCUGAGCCCAAGCAGCGGGCCUCCAGCCAGGAAAGCCCCCGCAGGAAGGCAGGGGCCGGCCCCGGUGUAGGGCGGGUUCAGGCAGGGUCAGGGCGCCCCCGGCAACAGCAUCUAAAGAUCAUGGACUACAAUGAAACACAUCACGAGCACAGUUAAGAGACAUAGAACUGAGCCGGGAUGGAAAGCGGAUAAGGACGGACUUAAGUUUGAAAAUGGAGAAGAGCUACAAAAUCAGCAAGAGUAACACGUCUGCUACUCUCCACAAUUCAGUGUUAUUUGAUCCAUUCCUCUGAGUGGACAGCAGGAUUCCCCCACCGUUUCUUUUUCUUUUUAUUUAUACUGAUUCAUUCCCCUGAAGAAUGUUUGCGGAGGAGACAGGAAUACUGAGUUGCAAUGUUACCAGUGAGGAUGCUAAACUUAUGAGUUUGAUCAUGAGACAAAGACGAACACGACGUGACACUAAGUCUGAGAUUAACAAUCAACCAAAUUACAAACUUUUCCAUAUUGGCUCUAGUUGUGUCGAUAUGUCCAUAUUUUGAGAAAUCUGCGUCAGUGUUCUCCCUUCGCCCCGAAACGAUGGAGGUGAAACACACUUAGUUUUCUCUCGACAGUGAAACAUUUAAUUUGUGGCACUCUGCAGCAGUUUGUCUCGAAACAGCGUGCGUCCUAGUUACUUUGGAUAAUCCUCCGACCUCAGAACAGCAUCCACUGUGGAAACACGUAAAACUGAAGAAAUAGUUCACGUUGAGUUCUGUGAAUUAUCCAGACUAACGGGGACUGUUUUCAGAAACACACUUUGCUGUCAUCAUUUUGGGGAUUUUUUUUUGUCAAUGCUGUGAGGAUGACAAACAUAGUUCCACUCGCCUUUUGUUGUUAUAUUUAUCGGAUGCGGAACCCUCGGAGACGGUUUCUAAAAAAAAAUUGGCAAAUAAAACCGAAAUCAUCUGCUGUCGUCAAUAAAACUGUAAGAUUUUCAAAGUACAAACUUCGACUCAGACAUGAAACAUUGUUAGGUUUUCCCCGGUCAUCAUGUUUGGCGUUCUUUGGAUUGACGACUGAAAUAUUUGUCUUGAUUUGUGUUACAGCGGAGCGAUGGAAGCAAUCGGUGCGUGGAGGUGUGCGUGUGUGUGUGUGUGUGUGUGUGUGUGACUCGGGGAAACCUUGAACUGUGACGUCGUUGCUGCUGGACUGAAAUUUCCAUACAAAACCUUUUUUUUCCCCCAAACUCAGUCAAAUGUGGUUUGUUUUGCGAGCGUGCGUGCGUGCGAGGUUGCAGGUACCGGCGUUGUGUUGAUUCUCCUGUGUCGGUAAAGAUGACGAAAGUGUACGAAAGGAAGGAACUGAUGAAAUUUUAUGCAUCUUUUUAUGAAUUCCAAAUUGUGUUGUACCUUUACUUUUUAUUCUGCCACCCAAGAGGUGUGCUGACCACUACAUAUCCUAAAUUUGAAACAGACCAGAGACGUCACACAAACCCAAGCUCCAAAUAUAAAUGUUUCCUUUGGUAAAGAUGACGAGAAAACAUUAAAACGGAUUAACUAUCAGACCUAAACUCGCUCUUUUCAAAGUCGUCUAAAUCCUGUUGUCCACCGGGAGCUCCUGCUGUCAUUUCCUUCUGCCUCGCUAUCUAAAGCAUGUUCAACAAUCCACUUUAAACGCCAACCGUAGUAACAACAGCAAAUCAAGACAGAAGGUACAAUCAGCACAAACUGAAGAAGCCGGGACUCUGACCGGAGCCAGAGAACCUGGGACAAAACGGCAAAAAAGGAAGUUCUUAAAGCAGUGGCUUGUGUUUAACUGUGAACAAUAAAGAUCGUCUUCAAUGUUUUGCACUACAA